AUGUUCCGCGCGACCAACGUGCACGAGCGCGCGUUCGCGGCGCCGCCCCGCCGCGUGGGCUCUCUCAUCGACUCACUGGCAUCCCCGUCCGACGCCCUGUGGCCCAAGGCCUGGCCGCCCGUGCACUUCGACCGGCCCCUUGCAGUCGGGGCUAAAGGAGGCCAUGGCUCAAUUCGAUACUUCGUCGAGGCGUACACGCCCGGAGCGUCGGUGAAGUUUCGGUUCACGUCGCCGGCGGGCUUCGACGGUCACCACGCCUUCGAGGUCGUGGCCCUGGACGCGGGAUCGGCGUUGCUGCGACAUAGGGUGGAGGUGGCGCUGAGGGGUUGGGGCGUGGCGCUGUGGCACCUGGCGGUGAGGCCGCUGCACGACGCGGCGAUCGAGGACUGCCUAUCGACGGGCCGGGCAUCACUGGGGCUGGCGCCGGAGGCGCGGCGGUGGUCGCUGUGGGUGAGGCUGUUGAGGUGGGCGGCGCGUGUUGGGCGCUUGCGGGCCGGCACCGAUGGGAAAGUCGGCGACAAGUAG
Messenger RNA from Ostreobium quekettii, 525 nucleotides. The record is from the annotation of a GenBank genome assembly. Lineage: Eukaryota; Viridiplantae; Chlorophyta; Ulvophyceae; Bryopsidales; Ostreobiaceae.